Pseudonaja textilis is the source of this 2471-nucleotide messenger RNA. RefSeq names its product family with sequence similarity 107 member A (gene FAM107A). Gene Ontology annotation, biological process: actin filament bundle assembly; actin filament polymerization; regulation of actin cytoskeleton organization. NCBI's taxonomy places the organism in Eukaryota, Metazoa, Chordata, Lepidosauria, Squamata, Elapidae. The record is from RefSeq and is a predicted model, not a curated record. Gene Ontology annotation, cellular component: neuron projection; stress fiber; synapse.
CAGAACCACCGCGGGCGCCUUUCACGUGACUCGCCUCCUGUGAAAAGAUCCGUGCGGGAGCCGCCAGGGCUUCUCCGCCGAUUGCCCCAAAAGUCAUGCCCGUUUAGAAACCUGCCGAAAUAAGGGAAAGAGGGCAACAGAGAGAGAGAGAGAAAAGAAAGAAAAGAGGAGGCUUGGCGCGGCCGGAGUCGAGUUAGACAACCCACCAAGAGAGCCACCUGCCGGCGCGAUGACCCAGAGGAGGGGGGACCAGGUGAGAAUCCCACCUGGGGCGACUGGCUUGUACAGAGCGGUGCUAGUCAAAUCAGCAUCUAUGUAUUCAGACAUACCACCAGAGCGGCCUGAUAUUGGGAAUAUCAUGACUCAUCCUGAUUAUCUUGAUGGAAACCCGGAUCUUAUCAAACCUAAAAAGCUGCACAAUCCUGUCAGAGCCUCAAAAAGCCACCAAGAACUUCACCGGGAACUACUUAUGAAUCACAGAAGAGGAGUUGAGAGUAAACCAGAACUGCAAAGAGUCCUGGAACAUCGCCGCCGAAACCAGCUGUUGAAACAGAGGAAAGAAGAAGAUGAAGCAAAAAAAUUCAAAUCUCCAUUUGAACAGGAGCUCUUGAAAAGGCAACAGAAGCUUGAUGAGCUGGAAAGGGAAGAUGAGAAGCAAGAAGAGAAUGCACCAGAAUUUAUUAAAGUCAAAGAAAAUCUGAGGAGAACGUCUACACUACCUGGGGCAGAGUAAAGCAUCAGCUAAGACCAAAAUAGAUUAAGACCUUCUGCUUUGAAUACCUACAUGCUGACAUUUUGGUAAACAGUGGACAUUCAAAGUUUUGUCUUGGUGGCUACUUACUGUUCAUUAAUGUUUGCUCCAAAUUAAAAAAAAAUGAUUGGGGCAUUUUCACAUCUAGGAAAAGAAGAACAUCAAAACAAAGUGGCUUUUUGUUCACAAGGGUCCUCAGAUGAGGAAAAAGAUAGGGAAGGUAAUAGAGACCUCACCUUCCUUUCAAGUACUGAGAUAAUACGGUGCCCUUUCCCAUCACUAACCCUUGGCUAAUCCUUUGAGAUUCAGCAGGACAGGCGCACGUGUGGAAUGGGAGAUGUAGUCUGAAGAGAGAUUGCUAAACAUUUGAGAUUCAGAUGUUUAUAUAGCAGAGCAGUUCCGUUGCUGGUUUUGAAACCUUCAGUUUAAUUAAAUUAAUGCUUGAGGGAGCAAGUUGGGAAACUAAAAAAGAUGGUAAAAAGGGAAGUUACGGUCAAUAAGAAAGUACUAGCUAAGAUUUAGAGCACAUCAACCUAGGCUGGCACCUUAGGUGCUGUAUCCCAUCAACAAUAACCAGUAAAAAAUAUGUGUGUGUUUCCUCGUUCUUGGGAUUUAGCAAAUAUGAAAUGUUUAAGAUUCUUGUCACAAAUCAACAUCCGUGAUAGUUGGAUAGUCAAGUUUACUUGACAAAUAGAUUCUGAGUUAUUUCCAAAGAGUGGGAUUGUCCACCAGUCUUUCAGCAUCUAAUUCUGAUGUCCAGAAUGAGAAGCAGAAAUAAGAUAAGAUACUUCCUGGGGAAAAAAAAUCCUUAAGAAUUGCAGAAAAAGUAGGAGAAAGUGCAGUCCUCUGAAUGUGUAAAAAAAAAGCGACACAAAAAGCAUACAUCUAUGUGUGUGUCUCAAAAAAGCAAGUGACAAGUCCACAAAAAGGGAUUUGCGCGGGAAAUGACAAAGAAUUCUAGGGAGAAAGUCGAAGAACAAUACCUGAUGUAGGGUCUUCUGAAUUUUGCACAAAUAUAAUACAUUAAACUAAGAUUCUUUUUUAAAAAUAUAUAAUAAAGUUGAAGAUUAUUUAUAGAUUAUAGCUAUAUGAAGUCUACUCUUCCCAGGUGCCCUUUCCUGUUUUAAAAACCCUGAAUAUGCUUACUAUCCAGAUAUUGACUGUAAUACAGACUGUUUUAGAUGGAUUUUAAAAUAUAUGAUAGCAGGAGGGCAAAAAGAUGAGUUGCCAAUCCCUCUUCAGCUCUGCUUUCUGGAUGUGGGGUCAGGAAUAGCUCACAUGCCCAUCCAAGGAAGUACCACUCAUUUUUGGUUUUCAAAAGGAUAGCUGUGUUUUUUUACACCAAAAACAAGAGACUUCAUCUAAAGACUUCUUAAAUUUCUUUGUUAUUCGUUUAUUAUUCAUUUAGUCUUGAACCGAAGAUAAACAUAACCAAAAGCCACAAUUGGGUUUUUUUCUUAGUUUCGCAAUUUAUAGUACAGAUUACGGUCAGCUUUUCUGGUAGGAUGGACCCUCUGAGAUGCAGAUUACCACCAGGGAAGUACCAGCCAAAAUAAUACAUAACACAUAUUAUCUAUAUGUAUCAUCUAGAAUUCAUAUAUGAUUUGAUUGUAACCACAGAUUUUGGGGUGGGGGGAAAGCUUAUUAAUAAAGAGCAGUUGUAUAUUUUGUGAAGUUUACAUUCUGUGAAUUAAAGGAGGCAACAACCAAAUAAACUUAA